Molecule: messenger RNA, 1402 nt
Organism: Pocillopora meandrina
Lineage: Eukaryota; Metazoa; Cnidaria; Anthozoa; Scleractinia; Pocilloporidae
Source: the annotation of a GenBank genome assembly
CGGCAGAAAUGUCGUCUUUUAUCAGUAAGUGCUUAUGAUGGUAAAAGGGAAAUCCUAUCCAGAGUCAAGUUGAUCAGUCUCGAUCAUAAUAGCAUACAGCGUUGAACACGGUGAGUUUUUUUGCACCUAAUUAACGUGACAAAGAAUGCAGCGUAAAUGAAAAACUAAUUGCCAUAGACACACAAAAGUCGAUUCGCCAGCAAGGAUAUGUAACAUUCAAGAGACGCUUUUCACAGCAACUUAAACUAAACAUCUCGAAUUCGGUCACGUAGCCGCGGAUUUCUUGUGUUAAUAAAACCGGUGCUCGAGAUCCUCUUCGAAAUGUCACCAUCACGUUUUUAAUUCAUCCGCCAAUUUCGUCUUCAGAAGCAUAAGCUUAACUUGACAGGUAUUUUCUGAGGUUAUAAUUGCCUUCAUUUUCAACUUGUCUUUGGGCCAUACAGAAACAUGAUGGCAAGGUCAUAGUCUAUAAGACAGUUUUACACAGAACGAAGAAAACAUGUUUUUUACUUUGUGUUCUUCGGUAUCUUUAACUGACACUUAUUUUGAAAAUAUGGAAAUUGGUUCAGUAGUUCCUUAUUUUUUAUUUCACGAGAAAAUAUUAGUGUUAAUUGCCGGCGUAAGGUUGUCAAUAUUUCAACCAUCUUGACAUUAAAAAGAUUUUUCCUUUCACAGGCUAAAGAACGACAUGAAUAAAAUUUACUGGCGAUGAGUGAUAAAACAAAACGGAUGAAGGAUGGAAAAUACAACUGAUAACUAUCGUAGAAUUCCACCGCGGAGCAAAUUUAAUGACGAAGAAUCAACUGCAGUGUUAAGGCUGAUUAUUGAGCAAGAAAGACUGCUUAAAACUCCAGCAAAUCCGGUUCUGAAUAUUAACAGUGACAAGCUGAAAAGACUCCCUCCACUGAAUGGCAAAAUGCUGGAUUCUUUGGAUCAAUUUGACCCACACAGGAGCCAGCGAAAACACAGGCCGGGGGACGACAUUGUUCUGAGCAGGCCGACGCUUUUGAAAGGAAAGGAAUGUCGUGCGCUCGAGGAACCUGCAUCACUCGGCGGCAAGCCAAAAGUUCCAGACAUAUACAGCACGCCAAAAAUCGCUCGGCCUCGAGAUCGCGAGAGGCCACGCGCGUCGUACGGACGUGUAGCUCCGAGUCGUAGCAGUAGCACGGAAACGAACCCGCGCAUCCGCUCGAGAAGCACGGGGGAAUGUAACGAGUUGAUUUUUUCGGCGACUGAGGACGCUUUGGAAAGACCGACAAAUCCUACUCCAUUAGAAAACGAAGAUGACUUUAAAAAUGAUCAAGAAUUUGCAUCCAGAACUUCAUGUAGCCAAAGCGAAUGUUAUGAUAGUGACGAAGAUAAGGUAAACGCAGAGCGAGUCUACGCUUCUUACAUCAAUUAA